CCGCCGCCGGAGCCAUGAUCGGGGACCUGCUGCUCUGCGGGACGCUGCUGGUGAACGCCGGUGCCGUGCUCAACUUCAGGCUGAGGAGGAGGGACACGGAGGGAUUCGGAGAGGAGCCGAGGGAACCCACGACCGGUGACAAUAUCAGAGAGUUCUUGCUGAGUCUCAGGUAUUUUCGAAUCUUCAUUGCCUUGUGGAAUAUCUUCAUGAUGUUCUGCAUGAUUGUGUUAUUUGGAUCUUGAAAGCCACCCAUGGACACAUUGGAAGAGACUUUUGGCUGGGAACAAACUUUUCUGGAAGUAAAAGAUUCUGAUGCUCUCCAGCUGCAGCCCCAGGCCUGUGUGGAGCUGGGACAAGCUCGUCCCCUCCAGGUUCCUUCUCUGCCAGGGCUUGGAGCCACAACCUUCACACAAAUUAUCUCAGCUUCACUGAAACAGAAUUUUAACUUGGUUUUCUAAGCUCAGAGUGGGGAGCAAAGGAGAAUUGGAGCCAGUUUCAAACCUUUGCCUUGCCAGUCCCAGCUGGGGCUGUGCCAGCUCGUGUUACCCCUGUCCAAGUCACACUCUUUAGUUCUCAGUUUUGUGUAAAAGUUGAGCAGAGUGUUCUUGUACCUUCUCACUAUUCCAUUCAUUUUGUUGGAGGUGUAGAAGAUUAAUAUUCAAGAACAAAAAAAUGCCGUUUUUGCCUUCUCCCUGUUUUUCCAGAAAAAAAGCACUUUCUAAAUUAAUAUUUCAAAGAUUUUUUUUUUUCCUAAGCAAUAUGUAAGGGAUUUUGAACGGGGGGAAAAAGGCAAAAAUAAUUCUUUAAGCCAAUGUUAAGAGAUAAUUUUGAAAUAAUAUUGGAUUUGGUUGAAUAAAGCUGUUCUAUUUAAGGGUAAAAUA
Molecule: messenger RNA, 881 nt
Organism: Sturnus vulgaris (Common starling)
Lineage: Eukaryota; Metazoa; Chordata; Aves; Passeriformes; Sturnidae
Gene: SMIM7
Product: small integral membrane protein 7
Source: RefSeq, a predicted model, not a curated record